UUGUCCGCGCAUUCCACAAGUUUAAGUUUCGAAUACGCCACUUUCCAAGGCACACCUGUUUGUGUGCGCGUAAAUUCCACGUGUACCGUUUGUUUUUUAUGGGAUAAGACCGAAAAAUCGGGAAAAUUAGGGUAACAACUCAUCGGGGGUUCUGAGACAGGGGGAUAGUGGCUGUUUCGACGCGUUGCAGCGGUGAGAAUAGAUGGAAUUCGGCGGUUUUUAAAUGUAUUUAGUGUAAGUUUUGUUUUAUUUUUGUUUUUAUCGUGCUACCCCCGUAGUCGUACGUGGGUUGAUUUACGAGGGAGAGGUGAUAGUAAGGAUUAUAUUGCGUUUAUUAGUGUGCGUAUUGCUGGACGAAAAUGCUCGUGUUCGAAACUCCCCAAGACUGAAAUGACAUUUAACUGAACAUAACAACACGACGAAGAAGUAUACACAAACAUGACUCUAGCUGAAAACCUGAUUUUCCCGGUUUUCUUUUUAACCAUCGGCGUCUCGGCGGCACAAGAUGAUUCUUCAAUCUGUUACGGUCCUGGAUCCGUGGCCUCCUCUGUCGUUUUCACCUUCGUGCUUACAUGCCUGCUGAUUUGGUUCAUCAUGCAUUGGAGAAACAAGAGGAGAUCAAAAACAGACCACUUGAUUCUGGAGACCGAUCCGGAGAAGGGCAAAGGUCGAUUCGCCUUCGACAAUCCGGGCUUUAAAGAGGCGGCGGUGGAGCGCUACUUGGGCGGCGAUGGGGCCACUAAGGGGAGAGGCGCGGGGCUGCUGUUGAACGUCAUGUCGGAGAAGCAGGGAAAGAAGAGGAGCGCCGACGAUUCGGCGAUAACGGAGAACGAGGUGAAAGUGGUGCCGUUGCGUAGCGAGGAUUUCACCGGGCUGGGUUUCAACAUUUGCGGCAAUAUGAAGGAGGGGAUUUACGUGAAGGAGGUCAUGCAGAGAGGUCCCGCGUUCGAUUCGGGAAAGCUCAAUUCAGGCGAUAGAAUAAACAGCGUGACGAUCAAUUUUGAGCACAUGGUGUAUUCGGAUGCUCUGGCGAUUCUGAGCUACGCCAGCCCUUAUGAGGUCGUCGUAGAAGCAAGAGGAGGCAGACUCGUGCACAACGUGCCCAAAGGGCAAGUGGGCAGGCCGGCUCAUCCGUGGCUCUCUAAGAGUUCAUCCCAUUCGGAUUUAUCUAAAAUGGAUAAAACAUCCAAAUGGAAAUCGCAGGAUUCCAAUUCCAGUCAGUCCAGCCCGAAGAAAACCGCCAGCAACGCCACCACGUUGGAAAGAAAGGAUUCCAAAUCGCCUCAAACAACCUUCAAAACUAUAGACAAGCUGAUCAACUCGACAAUUGAUACUAAAAAGUCCAAUGUAACGAAAGACCAAGUACAAAAAUCGGAGAGCCCAUUGUCCAAAUUCGGCGUCAAAGUUCUACCUUUACAAGCAGAUCUAAAAGCAUCAGAACUGAAGAAUGUUGAUACCAACAAACCAACGAAAAUCGAACAGACAAACACGGAGACCUCUAAGAAAAGUCCUGUUAACGACACUAAAAGCUCCUACAGCGGCAUUAAUGGCUUCUCAGCGGAAGCACCUGAAAGUGACAAGCCCCCGCAAGCGAAGAAACGAGAAAAGAAAUUGGACAAGCCCGACCAGUUCCAAAGAAACAGCCUCAACGGCUCCGGAAUAAAAAGAAACGCCGAUGGCAUUCCAUUGGAGCUUCCCGAAGAGAUGCUGCAAGCGGUUACAGCGGUUUUGAAUCACAGAAAAUCGUCCAUAAUCCAACCGGAGGCGAAACCCGAAACUAUUCAACGGGUAGAAGAGCAAAAGGUCAGUUCAGAUUCGGAUGCGGAGAAUGAUUCAGCGAACACUAUUGAGCUAGACUCCAGCUCGAUUACCGUCCAUCAGACCGAAGAAGAGGAGAAGAGGCAGAGGAAAACCCUCAGCACGGGCGAUUUAAGCAAAAUGGAGGGUUCUGAAACCCCCAAUACCGGCACUCUGGAGCGGGCUCAGAGUUUGGACAUCUCCGACACCGCCAAUGGCAAUGUAUCGAACAUAAGAAAAAUCGCCCCCGAAGAAGAUUCGGUUCUAUUAGAGAAACGAACAACAUCUGACGAUUUGGGUACUUUCCAGCGUAAUAGAUUGAAGAAAUCAACGGAAUGGGGUACUCUAGAAGAUGCUGUUCUAAAACCAGAUCAAACCGAUAGUAUCCAGAACGAGGAAGAGGAAGAGGAAUUGGCAGUAAAACAAACUAAGAACGAAAUUUGGCCGGAAAUCGAUAACAACACUGGUCGAGCUAUCAAUAUUAAAUCUUCGACACUUCACCAAAACUUAGACAAUUCGAUUAUAGAUGUGGAUGAAACACAAACUAAUGAAUCCAAUAAUAUGAUCCACCAGGAGCUACCUCUACACACCAACGGGAAUGAUUACGAUGACAUGGAAAUACCUGUUAAGAAGACGAGGAUUAAUAACAGGAUCUUCGAGCCUUUCGAAUCGGUGAAAUUGGAGAGGAAUAACAGGCAGAGAAUACCUGAACAAUCCCCGCAACCGCCAGAUGACUUUUCUCUGGAUACCUCUCCGCCUCAUUCUUUGGAAACUGGAGAAAUAAUUCCAUUGAAACCGUCCACACCUCCUCGACCAGAAGAAGUCUUGUCUAAAAUUCCGUUGCUAAAUACUAUGGUAAAGGAAAUUAGCAAUUCAGUUGACUUCAAAAUUUCUAAAGAAAAUCUCGAAAAGCCUACUAAACAUGUUAGCAACGUCAGCGUCUUCAAUUCUCCUAAUGGAGAUUGCCAUUUGCAUAGUUUGGAGUUUUCCGUUAAUGAUUUCCCUUUGAAUUCUUUAGAAGAAGACUCCAACAACAAACCAGUUUCUCCUAAUGAAGAUAAAUUAGAAACCAAAUCUUACAUCACAGAGAUCAAAGUCACUCCUGAUGAAGCAGCUGUCGAGCAGGAUUCGAUCAAAGGGAGCAACGAAGAGUCAGAAAAGAGCUUGGAUGAAGAUUUUAAGCGUUAUGUGAAGAGUUUCGAAGCUAAAUUAGAGCAUUUCGAGAACAACAUCCACCAAUUCGAUAAGAAUCUGGAGGACUUCGUUUUGGAGCCACCUCGAAAGAGGAAUAGCUUCGAAAAAUUCGCGGAUCAAUCGAAAGAGAAUGAAGAAUUGAAAGACGUCAAUGAUAGAAGAAAGGUGAUGAUGGGGUUGGAAAAUUUCAACAAAAACCAACUGCAAGAUAACGAAGGUAAAGAGAACUCAGAUUCGAAAUGUUUCAUUGUGAAUAGUCCAAAAAUAAAAGAGGAUUUGGAUGACCUGGUGUAUGAACCGAAAGUAAUUGAAAGCUUGAAAAGUCUAUCGAAGAAUGUGGUAAAGGAGAAAGAAUUGUUUGAAGACAUCAUCAACGAUCGAUCAAAGGUGAUUUUAGGUUCGGAAAUUUUCCCCAAAAAUCAAUUAAAUGAGAAAAUUGAUCUAAAAGAUAACAUCAACGAUCAAAUAAAAGGAAAAAUCGACUUGAUAAAGAGUGAGCCGAUAUUGUUUGAAGAAAACGAAGCUUCUAAAGAUCAACCCAACGUGAUUGCACCUUCUGAAAGCUUUACAAUUGAUUUUUCAAAAGGCAACGAUGUCUUUAAGGAGCGAUCAAACGAUGUUUUAAUCCUGGACAAAGACCGACUAAUUCCAAAAAUAAGAUCAGACCUCCCCACCAGCGAACAACCACAAGAAAAAACGCACCAAAAGGAACUAUACAAGAUCCAAAAACUAGCAGAGCAACAGCUCAAGAAGCUCCCAGAAAUCAAAUUCACCACGUCCAGUUACUCCCCGUCCAGGAUCCCGGAGAAGAGAUCCACAAACGUCGAACAAUUGAAGACCAAUUUCGAGAAACCCCCUCUGCCUUCAUCGCAGCACUCCAUGUCUUCCACAGCCGCCGCCAAAUCCAGGAUUCCCGUCGCGAAGACCGGCAAAACGCCGCCGACUUCACCGGAGCGCCGCGACUCGCGCCAUCUAGACGGCGAAAACGACGCCGCUCUCUUGGAACUGAUGACGUCUUCUAUAACGCAGAAGAUCAAGUCGCCUGCCAAAAACAACGUCACCGUGACGUCGAUCAGGGCGAAUUCGAAGAUACCCAGAAAAGUGGAUUCGUCACCCGAGGAGAACAGCCCACUGCCCACUAAUGGGAAUGGAAACGGCGAGAGUAGCUUUAAGCAGUGGGUUUUCAAUCCGUCCAAUGUGACUAAUGUCACCGUUAAUCAGCGUAAAGAUGAUAAGAAUUGACACUUUUGACGUUUGAUAUUCAAAGUAUGACAGUUUUGAUAUUGAUAAAUGACGUCGUAUAAUGAAGUGUUUUUCAUAUAAAUUUUGGACCGGUUUCUACAUUAUUUUCUUUUUGAACAGAGUUUAUACGACUCACACAAAAAAAUAAUUUGAGAAAAAAUUCUACGAUGCCAUCAUUUAGCGAAAUGCUCAAUUAACUUUAAGUACACGCUUACAGAAAUUAUCGGUGCGAUUGGGAAGGAAAAAGAUAAAUGUGCCUACUUGAAUUUGCUCAAUCUCAAACGCUCUUUCCUUUUUCCUUGUUUUUUUUCUGUUGUAAGUACGUUGUAAAUUUGUCCUUUUCUCGAAUUCAAGACGUAAUUAAUAAUGCUCUUAACUUAAUCGUUGUCUUCUGGAUCUGCUCUAUUAUUAUUUUUUUAUUUUAUAAAUAUUAUUUUACUCUAAUAUUUUAUUUGAAUAUACAGGUAUAAAUAUUUACAUUUAUAUUAUAUGUGUUAGGUGAUUGUAGAAAAGAAGAGAAUUACCUUGCUGAGAAAUUAAAUGAUAAACAUAAAUGUUAAUUUUGAAAUGCAGGGUGUUUUUUUUUUCAUUGUAUGUUUUACACAAGGAGUAAAUAACAUUUGUUGGAUAUUUGUACAUAAAUUAAUUAUUUAGGAUUUUAUAUUUAUAUAAAUAUUUUUUACAGUUAUUUGUUGAAUGUUCUAGAAAUUUUAAAAAUGGUGGAUAUAAUUAUAUAAGAUAUUUUGUAUAAUUGAAAAAAUAAAGUUUUUCUUUAUGAC
Phyllotreta striolata is the source of this 5012-nucleotide messenger RNA. The record is from the annotation of a GenBank genome assembly. NCBI's taxonomy places the organism in Eukaryota, Metazoa, Arthropoda, Insecta, Coleoptera, Chrysomelidae.